This is a messenger RNA of Talaromyces atroroseus, 912 nucleotides long. RefSeq lists its product as hypothetical. Lineage: Eukaryota; Fungi; Ascomycota; Eurotiomycetes; Eurotiales; Trichocomaceae. Gene Ontology annotation, biological process: regulation of signal transduction. The transcript is spliced from 3 exons. The record is from RefSeq and is a predicted model, not a curated record. Bases 1 to 912 code for a protein of 303 amino acids. Gene Ontology annotation, molecular function: protein phosphatase inhibitor activity.
AUGACUUUGUCUCACGACACAACGGGAGCCUCCCAUAGCCCCGAGGAAAUGCCAAAGAGACCUAAGGGUAUCUUGAAAAACUCUACUUCCUUUAUUCACCAACAACAGCAGCCGUCUUCUCCAGAAAAAGUCGACAUCUCGUCACCUUCCCUGCCUGCUGACCCAGCCGAAAACAAAGAGAUCACUCUCCAGAACACACUGCAAAAUGCCGGUCGUCGCUCGUCGAGCGCAGCACGUCGCACUUCAGCGGGGAGACGCCUAUCGGGGACUCCUUCGGCAUUCGGUAACCGGGACGAAGAAGAUCGAUCUUCUCAUCUGAAAUGGGACGAGGCCAAUUUGUACCUUGCCGAGCAGGAGAAGACAUCCAAAAUGAAAAUCGACGAACCAAAGACCCCCUGGGCUCCGAGUUACGACCCCUCACACGACGAAAUGGAACUUGAAGCACAGAAUCACACGCUCGAUGCGCAUGACCUAGUCGUCGACGAACUGGAUCAGGCUCGACAAAAGAAAGCCUCUGGCACGGGAUCAGUGCAUGACAACGAUAUCCCUGACUUUGAAUUGGGCGAGCCCGAGGAAGAUAUUCAUACUCAGCAGCAGCAUUUGGCCGGGAGCGGAAGCCGAAUUACUCGCGAACGCAGCCUUAGUCAGACUUCAAACCGUAGUGACAAGCAUGUUGAUGUUAUUGUCGAUGAUGAGGAGCAAGGCGCUGGUGGUCACGGUGAAGAGUUGAUGACAAGCGAAGAAGCGAGGGAGAAACAUCGCAAAUUCGAGGAGCGGCGGAAGCAGCAUUAUGAGAUGAAGAAUAUCAAGGAUUUAUUAGCCCACCCCGAGGAACUCGACGAAAUGGAUGAGGACGACAACGAGAGUAGCGAGCCGCCAGAAGUGCCGGCAAUCCCCAAACACCUGGCCUGA